AUGGGUGCUGUUUGCUAAUUUUAGUAAUAAGGCUCUGAAACCUACUGCAAUUAAGAAAUAUAAUACCACAUUCCUAUUUCAAAAGAGAUAAAACCAAAAACUAUAAAUGAUAGUAUAAAACAUGAUUUAAGAGCUAAAUAUUUAGAGUUGGAUUGUCAACUAUGUGUUAGACCUUUAACAAAAGAAAUCGCGGCAUAAACUGAGGUUACAUUUUAUAAUGUAGCCUAAAAUGCAACUUUAAAGAAAAAAGAAAAAAAUCAAAAAAAAAAGAAAAAAUAAAAAGGCAAUUUUUCUGAAAGAUUUGAUAAUCCUGAAUCAAAUUAAUGUUCUUCAGCUAGUCCAUCAUCCCCAACUUAAAUUUAAUUUUCAAAAGACUAAUUAUAAAAAAAAAUGAUAAAAUAUAAGCCCUAAGAUUUCUAGCCAUAUGUAGUAUUAGUUAACUCUCAAAAGCUAACUAUAUCUAACGGUUCUCCUUAAAAAAAAAAAAAUAAUUGA
Paramecium sonneborni is the source of this 495-nucleotide messenger RNA. The record is from the annotation of a GenBank genome assembly. NCBI's taxonomy places the organism in Eukaryota, Ciliophora, Oligohymenophorea, Peniculida, Parameciidae.